AUGAAGACUUUAUACCAACUCGCCUUACAAGCAGUACCCAAACCUGGGUUCAUGGCCGAGACCUUUUUAGUCCCCCACCAUCCUGCUGCCAGAGAUUUACAGACGCUACAAUACACCCAAGACAGAGAUAGAUAUAGAGAAGAACAUCGCGUCCUUUUCAGGUUUGUCUACGCAGAUUUGUGUUUUAUCGAAACCAUGUUUUCAAACUCAAAAAUAUAUCCAAGGGAUGUUGCGUUUUUAAAUCGAUUGUGGAAACAAAUUGACGAUUUACUUGAGUGAAUGUUGUGUUUUAGACCGAUUCUGGAAUCUCUGUUUGGAUUAAAGACUGCACCUGGUUAAGUGUUGCAUGAUUGAACUGUAAACGUGUUUUUAAACGCGCUUGUUGACUGUUAUAUUUUAGAAAUACUAUAAACGCCUUAAAACUUCGAAGAUGGAACACGUAUUGUCACAAAACGGAGUGGGUUGCUGUUAAGUAUCAAAAGUAA
Messenger RNA from Porites lobata, 485 nucleotides. Lineage: Eukaryota; Metazoa; Cnidaria; Anthozoa; Scleractinia; Poritidae. The record is from the annotation of a GenBank genome assembly.